AUGGCAUUUUCAUUAACAGGGCUAGAACAAUGGACAACAUGGAUCUUACUAGGUUUACUUGCUGUCUGGGAUCUUGUAGCAGUGCUUUGUCCAUUUGGCCCACUUCGCUUAUUACUUGAAAGCUCAAAGAAACAACAGAAAGAAGUUCCUGCUUUGUUAUAUUCUGUCAAUGCUGUAUGGUUGAUGAUGGCAUCCACAGACCAAUUAAGACUAUCGAGAAACUUACAGCAAGAAGCACAGCCAAGUAAUAUAGCGUCACCAGGAAGAAUAUUAGAGCGUUAUUCUGCAUCUUAUUCCCCUUCCUCCUUUGCUCGAAAAAGCCAUGAUGGUUUUAUGCGUUUACCAGAUGAUAGUCAUGUUAUUGUGAAUAAUAGUUCAAAUGCAGAUCAAUCAGACACAACUCAUUCGUGUGUAACUUCAACUUUAUCACAAGGUAACAUUAAGAACAAUGAAGACGAAGAUGAUGAUACUGAAAAAAAUGGGCUUAAGCUUGGUUUGGGAGAUUUUGUGUUUUAUAGUGUAUUGAUUGCCCGUGCAGCCAUGUAUGACUGGAUCACCACUGUUUGCUGUACUAUUGCUGUUUUGACAGGUCUAACAGCUACUAUUUUUUUGCUGGCCAUUUACAAAAAGGCAUUGCCAGCUCUACCUAUUUCCAUCGCAUUUGGUAUCCUGUUUUAUUUUGUAGCCAAGACAGUACUCGUACCUUAUGUGGCUGCUCUUUGUGUAUUUGAUAUGGUUGGAUUAUAA
Molecule: messenger RNA, 747 nt
Organism: Gilbertella persicaria
Lineage: Eukaryota; Fungi; Mucoromycota; Mucoromycetes; Mucorales; Choanephoraceae
Product: Presenilin-domain-containing protein
Exons: 4
Coding region: 1-747 (248 amino acids)
Biological process (GO): protein processing
Cellular component (GO): membrane; nucleus
Molecular function (GO): aspartic endopeptidase activity, intramembrane cleaving
Source: RefSeq, a predicted model, not a curated record